Messenger RNA from Macroventuria anomochaeta, 2865 nucleotides. RefSeq lists its product as uncharacterized. Lineage: Eukaryota; Fungi; Ascomycota; Dothideomycetes; Pleosporales; Didymellaceae. The record is from RefSeq and is a predicted model, not a curated record. Gene Ontology annotation, molecular function: ubiquitin binding. Bases 1 to 2865 code for a protein of 954 amino acids. Gene Ontology annotation, cellular component: nucleus; cytoplasm. The transcript is spliced from 2 exons.
AUGUCUGAAGCACAAAGCAGGCCUGCGCGAGGCAGGACCACCGCCCGCGGCGGCAGAGGAGGAGGCUAUGGCUCUCGGGGAGCGCGAAACACGAAUGGCGACAGCGCAUCGUCCAAGAUCGACACAUCAGCAGAGCAGGGCGAACUGGGCGAGCUCAAGAAGCGCUACUCGUCGCAAUUGACCACACUGAAGGAGCUGUUCCCCGACUGGUCUGACGCUGAUCUCGUGCUCGCCAUCGAAGAGGCUGACGGCGAUCUGGAGAGGACCAUCGAGAGGAUCAGUGAGGGCGCCGUCUCUCAAUUCAGCGAAGUCCCUAAGAAGGCCAAGGACCGAUCGCGCUCCAAAGCAACAAAGGAGAACUUUGCUCCUACAGAGUCGUCUACCAUCCGCGGCGCACGCGGCGAUGCUCCUCGACGUGGUCUUGACAGCGGCCGUGGUGGCCGUAGUCGCGGCACUGACCGGGGCCGUGGUGGCUUCCGCGGCGGACGUGGAGGUGCUGCAACUGGACCCCGCACUGCAUCGACUUCAGUGCCUACGACCGAGUCUGCUGCAUGGGACACGCCCGCAGCUGAGCCUGGAGCUUGGGACACGAAGCCUACGACGGAAGCUAGCACCGGCGCGUGGGGCGCGAAGCCAGACACCACCACCACCACCACCACCACCGAGGCUGCGAAGAAGGAGGAUGCAGUACCUGGAACUGUAUCAGAGGUCCUUCACGACCCGAAAGAGGCGGCCAAGCACCCUAUAAUCGCUGCGAAGAAGACAUGGGCCAGCAUGUUCGCGAAGCCUGCAGAGCCUACCCCGCCCAAGCCUGCGCCGAAAGCCCCAGAACCUCCUACGGAUCCCACUCCUGCCGCCGUCGAGACACCUGCCGCCGAAGUUGCACAGGAACCAGCCGUCCAGGCUGAAGAGCUGCCCAUUCCCCCAGUCGCAGACGAAGUCGACGAGCCCACGAUUAUCGCCGAUGAUGCAACCAAGACCCCAGACAAGGUCGAAGAGCCUACAGCCGAGCUCGACCUCACCCCCUCGAAGGACGAGCUCACGAAGGAGAAUGUUGAGCACCUGCCCGACGUGUCGCACCCGCCGCCCACAGAGACCGCGUUCAGCACCGUCGCCAGCUCGAAAGAUAUUGGAAGCGUUGGUGUAGCCACCCCCUUGAGCACAUCGGCUCAGGCACCUAUUGGCCGCCCUGCUGUUGGAGGAUACGCAACGACCGCACUCAAGGCGACUUCAGGGACACCACACCGCAGCGCUAGCUUUCAGAGGAGGCUCGUGGAGCAACAGGAGGCAGUUGUCAUGCCAGGGAACCACGCCGUGGAUAGAGCAGCAGUUCAGUUCGGCAGCUUGGGUCUAGGUGGCGAGGAAGAUGUCGAUGAGGAUAGGGAGGAGGCAGAGACCAGGACUCAACCCCCUCAGCACUCGCCUGUUGCACAGCCCAGGGCUUCGUUGCCCCCUGCGCCUCGCCAGGCUCCUCACGUCGAGGAGUCAGAGCCCGAGCAGACUGUCCCUACACCAAAGCAGGCCCCAGGCCUCCCCCCGGCGCCCCAGCAGCAGCAGCAGCAGCAGCAGCAGCCUCUGUCGCAGCAGUCGCCGUCCAACCCCCUUGCAUCGCAGGCGAUGCAAAACCAGGGCUCUCAGUCCAGCCAGCCCUACAACCAGUUCGGCCGCUACGGCCAACAGUCCGAGACCGCUGCAGCACCUUCUCAGAAGCCCUACGAUCCAUUCGGCCAGCAGAUCCCGUCGUCGAACCAGUACGACUACCCUGGCCAGCAGAGCCAGGCCCAGUCGCAGCCCGGCGCAUUCUCCUCCGCACCUGACAACUACUCCUCCCAGUACCUCACCUCCGAGCAACAGCGCAAUGCUUACCAGCAAUACUACCAGAAUUACGGCCAACAGACACCUAGCCAGCAGGAGGCCGGCUCUGCGCAGCAGCGCACCGGCAGUGGCUUUGGUUCCGGGCCCCAAGACUCGUUCUCCCAGGGCCAGCAGAGCCGAUACGGCGAGGCGUCGAACAGCGGACACAACACUCCCAAUCCUAGUCUGGGAAGCCAGCUUCCUUCUGGACCUGCUUCGCAAAGCCAGCAACAUCACCAGGGACACAGCCAGCAAUCGCAGCAGGGUCAGCACGGCGGUUACCCGUACAACCACCCGUAUUACGGCAGCCCCUACUACGCUAACUACAUGAACCAAUUCGGGGGUUACGGCCAGCAGCAAGGCUAUGGCAGCUUCGGAAAGGGCAUGUACGGUCAGCCCCACCACUACGGAAUGUCUCCUCAGGCUUCCUACGAUCAGCACUCAUCUUCCCCGGCUAAUGUGGGGGGCUUUGGAGCAUCUUCCAACGACCGUGGAAGCGGCUUUGGUGGUCUUGGCGACUACGGCCGUUCAGCCUCCGGCAUGGGUCAAAACCACAGCGCCACAGGUGGUUCCAGUGGAUUCGGCGGCCUUCCAGAUACAUUCAGCCGACCUGGAUACACAGGUCAGAGCUCAUAUGGCCAGCAGCAGAGCGGGCAGCAGGGUGGUGAUGACUCUUUGAAGGGCUUCGGUGACUCGAAGAGCACUGGACCCAGCCAGUCCGCCUUGGGAGCUCAGCAGGGCCGUCCCGGGUCAGCGACUCAGGGCACCCCUAGCCAAAGCGCUCAGGGUCUGCACCAGCAGCAGUCUCACCAGCAGGGCUUCGGCGGUUACCCCAGCCACCUUGGCGGAAACAGCCAGUACGGUGGACUUGGUGGACUGGGUCACCAGCAGGGCGGCAACCAGCAGCACCAGCAGAGCGGCUACGGCAACUAUGGUGGAUUCGGUGGCGGCUACGGCGGUGGAAGCUACAACAGCCGUGGUGGCUGGGGCACCAACUACGGCCAGCACUAG